This is a messenger RNA of Cooperia oncophora, 519 nucleotides long. NCBI's taxonomy places the organism in Eukaryota, Metazoa, Nematoda, Chromadorea, Rhabditida, Trichostrongylidae. The record is from the annotation of a GenBank genome assembly.
AUGUGGGUGCGCGUCGGUCAAGUUGGUGGUAUUGUUUUUUUUCAGGCAGAGCCAACCAAAUGGAAAGUCGUUAUAAUUGUAAUGGGUUCUAAGGCAACUCGCCUUUCCAAAUGCGUCGCGACAAAGUAUAAGGGAUUAAAGAGGACGAAAAAAGAGAAAGAAAUGGACGUUGCUAGAGAAUUGCAAGGACUCGGCGUGCAUUUAAUGUUCCUACAAUUCGAAUCGAAGCGAAAUCCUCUUGAAGAUGAUUAUUUUGCUGAGUCACUCGUCGGUUUCAACAGAAUGGUUUUCCCAAUGACGCUACCUAGCCAGAGUCGUCGCAGAUCAUCCGAUAGCAUCAAUGAAGUGACGAAAUCCCUAGAAUCUGUGUGUUUCCCGCGGAAAGCCGAUCAGAAUAAUCUGCCCACCUUCAAAUGUAAACGUGGAACAGCUUUCAUUCCUGCUCCAUCAAAGUCGGUGGCGUUCAUCCUUGACAACACGGGACAGGUUGAUGAGAAACUGGAUUGGUCACACGUAUGA